UCACAUAUAGGACAGAAUGCAUAGAUUUUAUCGAAGUUAGUGCAUUGAUAGUACAGGAAGAGCCACAACUAAUAUUAUAUUCGUAUAAGAUUUGAACCUUAUAAAUUGCUUCAUUUUCAAUUCCUCGACAAUCCAAAUUCUGCAAUGGCACAACAAUAUUCAGGCGCCGACCACCAGCUUCACUUUGUGAUGAUACCGUUGAUGUGUCCGGGACACAUUAUUCCCAUGGCUGACAUGGCUAGGCUGCUGGCACAACGUGGUGUUAUCAUCACCAUUAUCACAACAACCUUAAAUGCCGUUCGAAUCAAGCCGAUCAUCAGUCGUGCCAUUGAAUCUGGGCUCCCAAUCCGACUUGUCCAGCUCCCGUUACAACUCCAUGAGGUGGGCUUGCCGGAGGGAUGUGAAAGUAUCGAUUCAAUCCCUUCACGCGACUUGUUUGGGAACUUCUUUACUGCUGUUAAUAAGCUGCAACAACCGCUGGAAGAAUUACUUGAAGACAUGGAAUCGAGUCCGAGCUGCAUAUUGGCUGACAAGAAUCUUCCUUGGACAGCUGAGGUUGCUGGAAAGUUUAACAUACCAAUACUUUUAUUUGAUGGCACAAGUUGUUUCAAUCUCUUGUGCUGUCAAAGUUUGCACGCAUCUAAGGUCCACGUGAGUGCCUCCGAUUCAAAACCCUUUGUAGUGCCAGGUUUACCUGAAAGAAUUGAGUUAACUAAAGCACAACUACCAUCGAGCUUGAAUCCCUCCAUGCAAGACAAUUUUAAAGAUCUUCAUGCAAAGAUAAGAGCAUCUGAAGAAGGAGCUUAUGGAAUAGUGAUCAACAGCUUUGAGGAGUUGGAAUCAGCAUAUGUCAAGGAGUAUUGCAAGGCAAAAGGAGAUGAUAAAGUUUGGUGUAUUGGGCCGGUUUCACUGUCCAACAAGACGGACUUGGAGAAGGCUCAGAGAGGUAACAAGUCCUCCAUUGACGAAAACAAGUGCUUGAAGUGGCUUGAUUCGUGGCCUGAGAAUUCUGUUGUUUAUGCUUGUCUUGGAACCCUUUGCCGCCUCACACCAUUACAACUAAUAGAGCUUGGUCUAGGCUUGGAAGCUUCCAAUAGGCCAUUUCUCUGGGUCAUUAGAGGAGGUAAUGGAAAAGAAGAGCUGGAGAAGUGGAUAUUAGAGAAUGGUUUUGGAGAAAGAACUAAAGGGAGAGGCCUCUUGAUCAGGGGCUGGGCUCCUCAAGUGCUGAUCUUGUCACACCCUGCAAUCGGAGGGUUUUUGACCCAUUGCGGCUGGAAUUCAACGCUAGAAGCGGUUUGUGCUGGCGUGCCAAUGGUGACAUGGCCUCUUUUUGCUGAUCAGUUUUUUAAUGAGAAGUUGGUUGUGCAAGUUUUGAAUAUUGGUGAGAGUGUAGGGAAUGAGAUAGCUGUCCCCGUGGGGGAGGAUGGGAAGUCUGGAGUCUUAGUGAAGAGGGAGAAAGUUAGAGAAGCUAUACAAAAGAUAAUGGCUGAAGGAACAGAAAUGGAAGAGAGAAGAGAACGAGUAAGAAAGCUUGCAGAGGUGGCAAGGGAGGCAACAGAACAAGGCGGAUCUUCAUUCCUUAACAUUACAUUGUUAAUCGAAGAUAUAAGGAAACUGGGCAUGAUGGGCAUUCAAGCUUAAAGUAGUAUUCACCUUAAUCGAUAUGGGAAAAUGAUACUUAGUCUUAUGUUUUUGCAUUCAAGGUAUCGUUUGAAUAUUUUAAUUGUUUGUUAAUGAUUAAGAAAGUGAAUGGUAAUGAAGUUGUAAUUUUUUUUUCC
Molecule: messenger RNA, 1778 nt
Organism: Carya illinoinensis
Lineage: Eukaryota; Viridiplantae; Streptophyta; Magnoliopsida; Fagales; Juglandaceae
Product: UDP-glycosyltransferase 73C3-like
Exons: 1
Coding region: 145-1641 (498 amino acids)
Molecular function (GO): UDP-glycosyltransferase activity
Source: RefSeq, a predicted model, not a curated record